UCCUUCGUUAUACAACAACAGGUUUAUCGACACGCAUACAGCGUACAGACCUGCACUGUAACAAACGCAUCUUUGGUGCAUUUAUCAUUGCUCUAUUUGCUUGUAUAUCCACACCUUGCUCUGCUUCAGGAACUGGAGCGGCCGAGGCUGUAGUUAGCAAUUUCGACAAUGAUCCACAAGCCAUAUCCUUUAUAAACCUCCUUUUCGUUGGUUUCAUAAUCUCGCAACUGAAUUUUCAGUCGCUAUUUACUGUCGACAGUCGAGGCCAUAGCUAUAUAUCGAAGGACCUAGAUCCUAAAGGUCUUCGUUAUGUCUUCCAAGGACUCCAGCACCGGGAAGGCGAAAGCCUCUGAAGGAGCCUCUCAAGCUCAAGAACAAGAGUCAGGUCCUUCACAGACACCAGUUGGCUCCAGCACCCUUACCGGCACAGAGGCUGGGCAUCCUCUGCAUCGGUCCCAGUCGAUCACAAAGGAAUCCGAAGAUUUGCUUAGCUCAAGCGUCAAGUCUACUGAUACAGUACGCCGCAGACCCGAAGCCGGCACCAGCGGAUAUGGAUCCAUAUCGGGACCCUCGAACCCUAAUCCCUCGCAAGGAUCUGAACGACCAACCCCGCGAAAGAUUGACUCGGCGCGCUCUAUACAAUCUGCACAGUCUCCAGUCCUAGGCCCAGAACGUGGAAGAUAUCAACGAGGCCAGAAACCCGCAAUGACACGUCGAGUCUCAUCCACUCCACAAGGCCCGCAUCGCGGCCAGGAAUUUUCGGUCGACGAUGAUGCAAAUGAGAUCGAAGGGGACAAAGCACUUCGACAUGGGGGUAUAGGAGGGUCCGUAUCUGGGUUUGGGACAACCAAAUCAUCGCUCAGAAGGCGUCCCACUGCUACAGGGGCUGUUCCUCGAGAAGACUCGAACCGCGAGGAGGAUCUACGCGCAACAGGAUCAGGUUUUACUGGCCGUAGCGAUGGAAUUGCGGAGGAGGGUUCUGCCUCUGACGAGAGCCAAGAGACGAUACGCAAAAACGACAAUAUGGAUCCGGAUACGACCAACCUCGACGGCGACGACGACAAUGAUGAUGACGAGGAUGGUGACAUUAGCGACACCGAGAGCUUUACUUUGAAGGACAGACAGGAAGCCAUCAACGAGACUCAUCCCUUUGGUAUUCGUAUAUGGAAGCCUGCGCUCUACAAAAAGGAUAGAUCGGUUCAAAAAAUAGCAGAGGGAGACAUACAUUCUGCUCCUGGGGGGCUGGUAAGUAGGUGGCUUCUACUUUUUAACAUCGCCUGGACUAUAUUGUUUGGAUGGUGGCUAGCGCUUGCUGCACUAGCUGGUGCACUUGUGUGUUUUGUAUUUGGCGCCGCGCCGGGUGCACUUGAGUAUGGAAGAGUCCUUUGGGGGCUAUCGGGCUACAUAUUCUACCCAUUUGGCAAGUUCGUACGACUGGAGCAAGACGAAGCAUACGCAAACGAGGAUGAGGGAGAAGGCAGAAGUGUCACGGAAUACGAACGAUGGCAAUCCGGCGACCUUGAGGAUGGGAGACUAUUCUUUGGGCCUGAUGGCGGGAAUAGGUCAAUAGUCGGACGCAGGCGAGGAAGUUUGGACUCUGUGGCUACCGAGACGGAUAGUCUCCUUGGCAGAACGAGACGUGGAGGUGAUAGAGACUCUUCCGUCCCUCGAAUGAAGAGGAGACUGUUUGGUCGAGGCCAGUGGAAUCUUGGACGCGUAAUCUUUUUCAUCUUCUUUUACGGAUUGAUUACGCCGCUGCUCUUUAUUGUCUCUGGAAUCUGCUGGAUCAUGGUCUUUUCGAUUCCGAUGGGCAAAGUAACUCUACUUCUGAUCUAUCACCUUCGCCGCCAUCCAUUGGCACUCUCGUUUCAAUCAGACACUUCAUACUCACGAGGUGGACCCAACUCAUCCAUACUCCUGUGCACGUACCGUGCUGUGGGCCUCAAGUAUUGGAAGUAUACUGUUGACGGUACCAACAUAUUCUUCAUCAACCUCAUGGCAGUCGUCAUGUUCGUCAUACUCGACUACUGGGUGUUGCGCGAAAUGAUGGAGCUUGACUUGGCAAUCACCCAGCCAGCCUUCCUUUUUGUGGGUGCACUUCUGUCUAUCAUCCCACUUGCAUACUUCAUUGGACAAGCCGUCGCGUCCAUUUCCGCGCAAUCCUCCAUGGGACUGGGAGCGGCAAUCAAUGCCUUCUUCUCUACGCUGGUCGAGGUUUACUUGUACUGCGUUGCUUUAAACCAAGGCAAGGGGCAACUUGUCGAGGGAAGCAUUAUCGGCAGUAUAUUUGCUGGAAUUCUGUUCCUUCCCGGGCUAUCGAUGUGCUUUGGGGCCAUAAAGCGGAAGACACAGAGGUUCAAUGCUAAGUCCGCUGGUGUUACGUCUACAAUGCUACUGUUUGCAGUCAUUGCUGCUUUCGGUCCCACCCUGUUCUACCAGAUAUACGGCACUCAUGAACUCUCUUGUCUGUCAUGCAUCGACACCGAGAGUGAGGGUCCAAGCCGCGACUGUCGCCGCUGCUACUUCUCUCAAACCCCAUCCUUCGACGACAGGUUCUACAUUGAGGCGGUGCGGCCUUACUGUUGGUUUGCCGCCACACUUUUAUUUCUAUCAUAUAUCAUCGGGCUAUGGUUUACUCUCCGGACACAUGCUGCAGUCAUCUGGAACAUUGAGGUCGACGAGAAGAAAAUCCACGCCCAAGACGCAAGCCACCUUUUAGCUACACAGCAGGCCGCCGACAGGGCUCUACGUAGCCACCAGCUGAACAUUAGCCCGGAUACUGCCCGCACUGCUGAGAUCCGUGAUUCUCCAAUGUACAAGAAAUUCGUUGGCCAGCCAUUAAAACAAGGGGCAACGCCAGCUGAUUCACCAGGGACAAGUCACAACGGCCCUGUCACCACACCUCACAUGGUACCACCUAGAGCCAGUCUCGACAAUGCCUCCAGCCCACUUACGGAGGGCGCAACAGAUCCAACCGUGGAUACUGCCCAACAUACGGACGGUGGCAAGAAGGUCGCGUCUCACAAGGCAUCACCUCUCCCAGCUAUGGAUGUAGAGGUGGCCGCCGUUGACGUGGCUGUGACUGGUGCCCACGAUGCGCCCAACUGGAGUAGAACGAAGAGUUCCGUCAUAUUAAUGAGCGCUACGAUCUUAUACGCCCUUAUUGCUGAAAUACUUGUCGAUACUGUCGAUGUUGUAUUGCAAGGAUUCGCUGUUGACGAGAAAUUCCUUGGCAUAACGCUCUUCGCACUUGUUCCCAACACUACCGAGUUCCUUAACGCAAUAUCCUUCGCCAUGAAUGGAAAUAUUGCACUUUCCAUGGAGAUUGGUUCUGCAUAUGCGCUUCAAGUGUGCCUUUUACAGAUCCCCGCACUCGUUCUAUUCAGUGCGGUUACCGCUGCAUAUGUGGAAGGAGGUGAUGCUGUUGAGAAGACCUUUAACCUCAUAUUCCCUCAGUGGGAUAUGGUUACAGUCAUCUUGUGCGUCUUUCUGUUGAGUUACAUGUACGGAGAAGGCAAAAGCAAUUACUUCAAGGGGUCGAUUCUAAUCCUCAGCUACUUUGUUGUCAUUGUCGGCUUCUGGUUCUCCAGUAUGGCCGAUACGGACUCCAUGGGUAUGAGCAGAUUCGAUGUUAUUAGGGACGGCGCUGUAUUCGCGACGGUGGGAAGGGGGAAAUCGGGUGUGGCGUUUCAGCGACACGCAUAAUUGGACGAAAUGUCCCUCAUUCAUUUUUGUAGCAAAGAUUUUUGUGUGGUUUAGGCUGGAGUUGGGAAGCGUUGCAUGUCCAGUACACAGAUGGAUCCUCUUGGGACUGAUUAAUAAUUUGAUUUUGUAAAUUAUUCAUUUACCGUUGCAGCUCAUGCAAGUAUCCAACCAAUUUCUAUCAUCCCGU
This is a messenger RNA of Pseudogymnoascus verrucosus, 3892 nucleotides long. RefSeq lists its product as uncharacterized. Gene Ontology annotation, cellular component: membrane; endomembrane system. Gene Ontology annotation, biological process: intracellular calcium ion homeostasis; calcium ion transmembrane transport. NCBI's taxonomy places the organism in Eukaryota, Fungi, Ascomycota, Leotiomycetes, Thelebolales, Thelebolaceae. The record is from RefSeq and is a predicted model, not a curated record. The transcript has 4 exons. Gene Ontology annotation, molecular function: calcium:proton antiporter activity. Bases 310 to 3705 code for a protein of 1131 amino acids.